UAUCAGAAUUUGAUAUUAUUUUGUGGUAUAAUUGCCUUAAAAGUGUCUAAUUGUCAAGAGGCCAAAUCAGUUUCGAUAGAUCGAUGCUUCGGUUUUUGUGUAAUCGAUAGGUUUAUAUUUAGCACGCGCAUUGUAUUUUAUCAGAUUAAUCAGAUAACGUGCUAGCUAGCUGUUGUUGGCAAGGUACGAGAUCGCACGCAUGGAGAGACGAAACCGGCUGGCGUAAUUAUCCAAACCAACAAGAUAUGAAGUGAUUCUAUUUUUCAGAUCAGUCCUUGGCCAGCCGGGAGCCCAACCAACCCAUCAUUGAAUCAAAGAACAAAACAGUAAUCAUGGAAAAUUCUACAGGCAAGCCAGCGCCCGAGGGCAUCGCCGGGGCCCGCAACGAGGCGGCCCUGCUGGCCCUCAUGGAGAAGACCGGGUACGACAUCGUACAGGAGAACGGCCAGCGUAAAUACGGCGGGCCCUGCCCCGGCUGGGAGGGCCAGCCGCCCUGCCGAGGCUGCGAGGUCUUCGUGGGCAAGAUUCCCCGUGACCUCUUCGAGGACGAGCUGGUGCCGGUCUUCUUGAAGGUGGGCAAGAUCUACGAGCUCCGGCUCAUGAUGGACUUCAGCGGGAACAACCGUGGCUACGCCUUCGUCAUGUACACUAAUCGGGAGGACGGCAAGAAGGCCGUCAAACAGCUGAAUAAUUACGAAAUUCGCAAGGGCCGCUACCUGGGCGUCUGCCCCAGCGUCGACAACUGCCGGCUGUUCGUGGGCGGCAUCCCCAAGAACAAGAAGAAGGAGGAAAUCCUCAGUGAAAUGGCUAAAGUCACUGAGAGCGUGGUCGAUGUGAUCGUGUAUCCAUCGGCCACGGACAAGACCAAGAACAGGGGCUUCGCCUUCGUCGAGUUCGAGAACCACCGGGCGGCAGCCAUGGCAAGGCGGAAACUAAUUCCGGGAAGGAUCCAGCUAUGGGGACACCAGAUCAUGGUUGACUGGGCAGAACCGGAGCGAGACGUCGACGAAGACAUCAUGAAGACGGUCAAAAUUCUGUACGUGAGGAACCUCAUGCUGCACACCACGGAAGAGACUAUCCAGGCGGAGUUCAAUAAGGUGAAGGAGGGCUGCGUUGAGCGUGUAAAGAAACUACGAGACUUUGCAUUCGUCCAUUUCUUGACGCGGGAGGACGCCUUCGUAGCACUCAAGGCCAUGGACGGAGCAACCAUCGAUGGCUCGGUGAUUGAAGUGGUUCUCGCCAAGCCGGUGGACAAGAACGCGCUCAUGCGCUUCCCCCGGGCCGGGGCCGGCAGGGGCUACAUACAGCCCGGGGCCUACGGCUACGGCAGUGGGGCAUAUGACCAGCAGGUCGCGGUCCAGCAGUCAGCCCCAUACUAUCAGCCGUACAACAACACAGGCAGCGGCAUGAAUGGGUUUGGCGCGGCGGGACGAGGAGCCAUGGCACCCCGUGGAGCCUUCUCCCCUAGGGGACGAGGGCGCGGGGCAGCCGGCAUGAGAGGCGCUGGAGGCCUACGUAGCUACGGCGGCCUCCAGUCCGGGGGCCGUGGUGGCUACCGGUACUACGACGGACGGAAGCCAGCUGAGUCAAGGCUUUACGAUAUAAUCCCCGGAAUGGAACUGACACCCACCAACCCAGUAACUCUCAAGCCGCAGAAGAGUUUUGUCCAGAUAUUGGAGGAAGAAUGCGCCAAGCACAACUGGGGCAUACCCACCUACACUCUGCUGUCCAGCCGGGGGCCGCAAAAUGACGUUCAGCUGUUUGUCUAUAAGGUUCAGAUCCCAGCUCUUGCCCAGAGCUACCCGGCCGGCAUCCAGCCCACCAAGCUCUGCACCAGCGUGGAAGACGCCAAGUCCCUGGCCGCCGAGCACGUCCUGACCACCAUGGGUCUGCCCUUAGAUGGCACGGACAGCGUUCCCUCGACCACCAUUGUCACCUCAUCCUCCCCCACCGGCUCAGGCGACUACAUCGCCCCCCAUCACCCCCAGGGGGGACCCCCGCCUCCUACCCAUCCCAACCCCCAUGGGAUGUCAAACGGUGUCGCCAUAACGACUGCUUACCAGCAGACGUACCAUGUCGGUGUCCCUAUCACUUCAUCACCUCCCGUCUUAAUGACACCAGGCGGCGACGCUCCCGACAGCCCACAGUUCAGCUACGGUGGUUACCACGGCCACGGGUACGCCCCUACCUCCCCCAACGAUGUCUACCAGCAAGCACAAUAUUGAUCAAUCGGAAAAUCAAUACCCACGGAUCAAUUGGCAAUUGAUAACCAAUGUAUCGAUCAAUACCUAAUAAUAACCAAUUGAGUAAUUGACGCAUAUAAUAAUCAAUACGGAUCAUUCCACAGACAACUAGUCAAUUCAGGCGAAUCGCAAAAAAGCAGUGCGCCACCAAGAGUUUGCCAUGGAGAGUCCAUUUGUCAAGUUUACGGUCGACAAAGCAUGACCCAUUUGAACGAGUAUCAGUAGACAACU
This is a messenger RNA of Patiria miniata (bat star), 2474 nucleotides long. RefSeq names its product APOBEC1 complementation factor-like. Gene Ontology annotation, molecular function: mRNA binding. NCBI's taxonomy places the organism in Eukaryota, Metazoa, Echinodermata, Asteroidea, Valvatida, Asterinidae. The transcript has 9 exons. The record is from RefSeq and is a predicted model, not a curated record. The coding region runs from base 333 to 2225 and encodes 630 amino acids. Gene Ontology annotation, cellular component: nucleus.